Recurvomyces mirabilis is the source of this 2250-nucleotide messenger RNA. RefSeq names its product glycogen synthase isoform 1 (gene GSY1). Lineage: Eukaryota; Fungi; Ascomycota; Dothideomycetes; Mycosphaerellales; Teratosphaeriaceae. Gene Ontology annotation, molecular function: alpha-1,4-glucan glucosyltransferase (UDP-glucose donor) activity. The record is from RefSeq and is a predicted model, not a curated record. The transcript has 3 exons. Gene Ontology annotation, biological process: glycogen biosynthetic process. Gene Ontology annotation, cellular component: cytoplasm. The coding region runs from base 1 to 2250 and encodes 749 amino acids.
AUGGCAGAAGCACCGAAGCGCGACGUGCGCAACCACAUCCUCUUCGAGAUCGCUACCGAAGUCGCCAACCGGGUGGGAGGAAUCUACUCAGUGCUGAAGUCCAAAGCUCAAGUGACGACGGCAGAAUAUGGCUCCCAGUACACCCUCCUCGGCCCGCUCAAUCGGGCUUCCGCCGCAGUGGAGGUGGAAGAGAUAGCACCCAAAGACCCGGCCAUGAUCGCAACGAUCAAGUCGAUGAACGAGCGUGGCAUACAGACCCUCUACGGCCGAUGGCUGAUUGACGGUGCGCCAAGAGUCCUGCUCUUCGACACUGGCACGGGUUACUACAAGCUGGACGAGUGGAAGGGCGAUCUGUGGUCCACCGCCGGCAUCCCCUCCCCACCAGACGAUCACGAGACCAACGAAGCUAUCGUCUUCGGCUACCUCGUCGCCUGGUUUCUGGGCGAGUAUGUCUACCACGAGAAGGAGAAGGCCGUCAUCGCCCAGUUCCACGAGUGGCUGGCCGGUGUUGCUCUCCCUCUCUGCCGAAGAAGGAAGAUCGACGUCACCACCAUCUUCACCACCCACGCCACCCUCCUCGGCCGCUACCUCUGUGCCGGAUCCGUCGACUUCUACAACAACCUGCAAUACUUUGAUUGCGAUGCCGAGGCCGGGAAGCGUGGCAUCUACCACCGCUAUUGCAUAGAACGCAGCGCCGCCCACACCGCCGACGUCUUCACCACCGUCUCCCACAUCACUGCGUACGAGAGCGAGCACCUCCUCAAGCGAAAGCCGGACGGUGUGCUCCCCAAUGGUCUGAAUGUGAAGAAGUUCAGCGCCACCCACGAAUUUCAAAAUCUGCAUCAAACAAAUAAAGAACGCAUCAAUGAUUUCGUGCGCGGCCACUUUUACGGCCACAACGAUUUCGAUCCCGACAAGACCCUCUACAUCUUCACCGCUGGCCGCUACGAAUACAGGAAUAAAGGAGUGGACAUGUUUAUCGAGUCACUCGCCCGUCUGAAUCACAAAAUGAAGUCCUCCGGCUCCGACAUGACCGUCGUCGCCUUCCUCAUCUUCCCUGCCAAAACCACCAGCUUAGCAGUCGAAGCGCUCAAAGGCCAGGCCGUGCUGAAAUCCCUCCGCGACUCGAUCGACCACAUCAAGGAGAAUGCCGGGCGGAAACUCUUCGACAAGGCCUUGGCGUGGCAUGAGGGUCAAGAUCCACCGGAUGAGAAGGACCUCCUUACACCGCAGGACAAGAUUAUGCUCAGGAGACGGUUGUUUGCCAUGAAGAGAUAUAAUCUGCCGCCGAUUGUGACGCACAAUAUGGUCAAUGAUAGCGAGGAUCCGAUCCUGAACCAGUUGAGGAGGUGUCAGAUGUUCAAUCAUCCUAGUGAUCGGGUGAAGGUCGUCUUCCACCCCGAGUUCCUCUCCUCCGGCAACCCCGUCCUCCCCAUGGAUUACGACGACUUCGUCCGCGGCACCCACCUGGGCGUCUUCGCCUCCUACUACGAACCCUGGGGCUACACCCCCGCCGAAUGCACCGUCAUGGGUGUGCCAUCCAUCACGACCAACCUGAGUGGUUUCGGUUGCUACAUGGAAGAACUGAUCGAGAACGCCUCCGACUACGGCAUCUACAUUGUCGACCGUCGCACAAAAGGCAUAGACGACAGCGUCAACCAGCUCGCAGACUACAUGUUCGAAUUCACCCGCAAAAGCAAACGCCAACGUAUCAAUCAACGUAACCGUACCGAACGACUCUCCGACUUGCUGGAUUGGAAACGAAUGGGCAUGGAAUAUGUCAAGGCGCGGCAGUUGGCCUUGAGACGCGCGUACCCGGCCUCCUUUGGUGAGGACAGCGAGGAACCUGGUUACUUUGAUGGGACGGAGAGUGUCAAGAUUGCGCGGCCGUUGAGCGCGCCGGGCAGUCCGAGGGAUCGGAGCGGGAUGAUGACGCCGGGGGAUUUCGCCAGUUUGCAGGAGGGGAGGGAGGGGUUGAGCACGGAGGAUUACAUUGCUUGGAAGUUGCCUGAGGAGGAAGAAACGGAGGAUUAUCCUUUCCCUCUUACGCUUAAGCAGAAGAAUAAGAUUACGGGUGAGCUUGAAAGUGGUGCGACGACACCUACGCUCAAUGGCAAUGGAACUGGUGGUGCGGGUGCAGCUGCAGGGUUGGGGAUGGGUGGCAUGGCGGGGAUACCCGGGGUCGGGGCGACGGGAACGGCUAGUGGGAAUGGUCUUGGAGUUAUGGGGCAGGGGGUUUCGAAGCAGUAG